Messenger RNA from Hypoxylon fragiforme, 577 nucleotides. RefSeq lists its product as uncharacterized. The coding region runs from base 133 to 498 and encodes 121 amino acids. NCBI's taxonomy places the organism in Eukaryota, Fungi, Ascomycota, Sordariomycetes, Xylariales, Hypoxylaceae. The record is from RefSeq and is a predicted model, not a curated record. The transcript is spliced from 2 exons.
CCCAAAUCUGUUUUCAUGGAUUUGGGAUUUAGGAUUUUAGGAUUCUGGAUUCUGGAUUCACUUACACCCCUUCCUUCAAAACCAACUCCUUCAAAUCAAAUCUCAAUAAAGAAAUUAGAGUAGUUAACCGAGAUGUCGUCGUCCGAGACUUCGCCACAGCCGCCAACUAUUAACUACAUUGUCGGGUUUCUACUUGUCGGGAUUGCCUGGGGGCUCACUACGCCUUUUAUACGCCGCGCGGCCAAAGACCACAAUCCGCCGGCUCAUCCGCUCCUCGCAAGAGACGACGUCAAAGCUAGCUGGGCCAAGAGCAAAUUCUACGGCGCCUUUUUCGCUGUUGUUGAUCUACUACGGAAUCCCAGAUACGCUGUACCACUUCUGAUUAAUCUGACGGGCAGUGUUUGGUUCUUCUUGCUGAUCGGCCAGGCGGAUACAUGGAUAGGAAUGAUCCUGUCCUUAUGCGGCAUUGCCUUGUGUGUGCAGAGUAAAUCAGGCUGACAAACACGCCUCGUGUCAGCCUGUGUCCUGCAAAUGAAAUGAAUUUUUAUUCUUAUGUCGUCGGUUGUAAUACUUCAAA